This is a messenger RNA of Astyanax mexicanus (Mexican tetra), 2590 nucleotides long. RefSeq names its product SH2 domain containing 3Cb (gene sh2d3cb). The record is from RefSeq and is a predicted model, not a curated record. Gene Ontology annotation, biological process: positive regulation of peptidyl-serine phosphorylation; small GTPase-mediated signal transduction. NCBI's taxonomy places the organism in Eukaryota, Metazoa, Chordata, Actinopteri, Characiformes, Acestrorhamphidae. The transcript has 9 exons. Gene Ontology annotation, molecular function: phosphotyrosine residue binding; guanyl-nucleotide exchange factor activity. The coding region runs from base 305 to 2251 and encodes 648 amino acids.
UUCCCACAAAUCAAGUUUACAGUUGCGAAUAAACAUUGAUAAAUAUCCACAGGUUGAGUGUAGUGUGUGAGGCGCGCAUGCAUUCCUUGUUUUUUGUGCUCCUUGCAUGAGUCCUUAUAUUGAUGUCGAGGUUAACGGAUUGCUUCUGUGAUAUAUUGGUCAAUUAAGUAUUGUAGCACAGUGAUGUCACCAUAACAACUGGCCAGAUUUGUAAGUGUGAGAUGUGAGGAGCCUGUCCAGCUGAGAAGGGCAGCUUCGCUUUGGACAAGUAGGAGCGAGUACUUUUCUGGCUUCUUGCGAAAGAAUGAUCUCAACACAGAAAUCUUAUUUUUUCCACUUUUGGAAGUUUUCGAAAGAGACGUGCCUGCUGGACGCCCCAUCAGAGAAACUGCUGAAGGAGCUGGAGGAGGAGCUGAAGCUCAGCAGCAGUUAUAUACAAAGCCACGGCUGGUACCAUGGCCGAGUACCUUGGGAGGUAGCGGAGUCUCUCUUGCUUGAAGAUGGGGAUUUCCUGAUUCGAGAUUCUCUCAGCAGUUUUGGAGACUAUGUCCUAACCAGCCGCUGGAACCAGAAGCCUCUUCACUUCCUAAUCAGCAAAGUGCUCCUUAGAUCCAGUGAUACCUACAGUCGAAUGCAGUACGUUCUGGAGGGGGAAACAUUUGACUCCAUUCCAGCCUUGAUUCAUUUCUAUGUGGGGAAUCGGACGCCUGUAACCAAGCAAAGUGGGGCCCAAAUCUGCACCCCUGUAAACAGAACGUUACCACUGCGCUAUCUGGAGAUCAUGUUCGGCCAGACCAGCCCAGAGGGGACUCCAGUAAACUCACCCACGCACAGGAAGGGAAGUGUGAGUAGAAGAGAAAGCAUAGCAGUGACAGAGGUACUGGCCAUAGAGCUAAUAAACCCCCAGAGGGAGGCAGUCAAGAGCUUUGCUGCAAACCUAGAACAGCGUGUUGUGGUGACAACAUCCCCAACACCAGUAAACACCCUUUACAGACGCAGAAGAAGUCCAUCACGCAACAGGAAGUUUGUUGUAGUCCCCUCAUCCCCGGUUCUUCAAAGACCCAUUGAAACACUCCUUAGCACCUCCACACCUGAUAGCGCUGUCAUCUACUUGGAGCCUACAGACAACCUCUGGUCUACGAUGACAAGGGCCUGUCAAAGCCCUACAGCAGAGCCCUGCAACCUGCAGUCGGACCCUACCACCCCUCCACCUGUCCCUGCUCAGAUAGAGCCUCCUCACAGUGGACAAGAGGAGCAGACUGUGACUGGCCUCACAGAGGAGGACGACGAUGAUUAUUUAAUGCCUCUUGUGGUUGAAACAGCCUCCAGCUUCAGCCCCAGUAUGUACCAGUCACCACUGCUCCCUGCCGAGAAUAAACCACUAGAAACAAGAGUCCUGAGGAGAGUGAAGGAGGUGCUUUCAGACGCUGAUACAAAAACAAUGGCUAUGCACAUCACCAAAGUCGACUGCAUGGUUGCUCGAAUCCUGGACACAACUGAUGACAGAUCAAGAGGAAUGGGAGUGAGUUCAGGAAUGGAGCUGCUCACACUUCCACACGGCCACUAUCUCCGACAGGACCUGCUGGAAAGGUUUCACACCAUGUCAACCAUGCUGGCAGUGGAGCUGCUGGGCUGCACAGGCAGUGUGGAAGAAAGAGCAGCUCUGCUGCACAGAACUAUCUCACUGGCUUCAGAGCUGAAAAGCAUAAUGGGCAACAUGUUCGGCUUCAGUGCAGUAAUGAAAGUUUUGGAACUUCCACAGAUUGCACGGUUGGAAGAGACAUGGACGAUUUUACGGCAGAAGUUUACAGAAAGUGCAGUCCUGUAUGAGAAAACCCUGAGGCCUUCUUUAAAGAGAAUGAACGAUGGAAAAGAGGUGUGUGAACCUUCAGAGACAACAGUCCCCCAUGUGCUUCCUCUGCUGCACCUGCUUGAGAAGACUGUGGUCAGUCUUGAAGGAUCUGAGUCAUGGGAGAGUUUGGACGCUGGGAUGGACUCUGUUCUGGGUCAUUUAGAUGCUGCACGGACCAUUGCAUGCCAUGGGGAGACGUUCUGUGAUAACGCAAAGAUGAAACUACAGGGCUUACAGGAGCAGCCAGACCUUCAAGAAAUUUUCCUCACAGAGUUUCAGAUGCGUCUGCUUUGGGGCAGCCGUGGGGCAGAAGAGAGCAGGGAGGAGCGCUACGAGAAGUUUGACAAAGUUCUAACAGCCCUAUCUAACAGGCUGGAACCACCUCUUUCAGCACAGUGACCAUCCAGCAAUUAUCACGUUACUUACUGACUGCGAAAUAUGUGUCUGUUCUUCUUUUUGAUGAACACCACAGGAUGGUUUAAGGAAGUCUGUGUGAUUAUAAGUUAUUUGUUGUUGACUUUUUUUUUUACAGUUUUGUAAAUAUUGUAAAUAAAAAAUCCUAUUCAGAUUUGUACUUUUAUGUAUGAUUAACAUUAUUUGUAUUAACUCAUCAAUCUUGUGUUCCUUAUCAAUUGCACUUACAGUAGAUUGUUAUGAACUUUAUAUUUUUUAUACUGACUGCUUAAUAAUGGCCCAGCUUUCUAAUUAUCCUCUCAGAUUAAAGCACUUCUAUACUGA